CACCGCACGCGCUUCUUUUCGGAUUUUCGGGUGACAUUUUAUACGCAGCAGCAGCGCAUUUUCACCAAUCAAGUUAUCCGCGCGAAGGAAAAAAAAAAAUCAAUUUCUCCUGGUAUCUGUAAAAUCGUCGGCGUCCUAUUUCAAGUGCGCGGAAGAAAGUGUCACCCGCCGCCGCCAAGAUGUCCGUCGUGAUCGAGACCACGAUCGGGGACAUUACGGUGGAUCUGUUCCUGAAGGAGCGUCCCCGGGCAACGCUGAACUUCCUGAAGCUGUGCAAGCUCAAGUAUUACAACUUUAACCUGUUCCACACGGUGCAGCACGGGUUCAUCGCGCAGACGGGCGACCCGAGCGGUUCCGGCGAUGGCGGUUCGUCGGUGUGGGGCGUGCUGGAAGGUAAACACAAGCGCUACUUUGAGGGGGAAACGGUGCCGAAGAUUAAGCACACCGAGCCGGGCCUGCUGUCGAUGGUUUGCGCCGGGGAGGGUUUGCUGGGGUCGCAGUUUUUCUUUACGCUGGGUCCGGAGCUGCUGUCGCUGGACGGGGGCGGACACUGUGUGAUUGGGGAGGUUACGGAGGGUCAUGAAGUGUUGCGGAAGCUGAGCGAGGUGAUUUGCGACGAGAAGCACCGGCCGUACAAGGAUGUCCGGGUUACGCACACGGUGGUGCUGGAGGACCCGUUCGAGGACCCGCGGGGUUUCCGGGUGCCGAGUCGGUCGCCGUCGCCGUCGGCGGAGCGGUUGGCCGGGGGAAGGAUUGCGGCGGACGAGGAGAUUGACGAUACGGAGGGGAAAAGUGCGGAGGAGAUUGCGGAGAUGAUGGCGGAGAAGGAGGCCAAGGCGCGGGCUACGAUUCUGGAGAUUGUCGGGGACAUUCCGGACGCGGAGAUGGCACCGCCGGAGAACGUGCUGUUUGUGUGCAAGCUGAACCCGGUCACAACGGACGACGAUCUGCAGAUUAUUUUCAGCCGGUUCGGGAAGAUCGUGGGCUGCGAGGUGAUCCGGGACAAGGUCUCGGGGGAUUCGUUGCAGUAUGCGUUUAUUGAGUUUGAGGACAAGAAAUCGUGCGAGGACGCGUACUUCAAGAUGGACAAUGUGCUGAUCGACGAUCGGCGCAUUCACGUGGACUUUUCUCAGUCGGUGGCGAAGCUGCGCUGGCGGGGCAAGGGUCGGGGCAUCGAGUAUCUGGACGGGGCGGACAAGAAGUCGUUCAAGGACAUCGAGUACAAGGACGAGCGGCGUGACCGCAAGCGAGCCCCCAGUCGACUGCGCAAAUCUACCAGCUCUGCGGAAGAAUCCGAGCGGGAGUCUCGGCGAAGCCGCUCGCGUACAAGAAGCUCACGGAGAAGCCCUCGGCGCAGCCCAAGACGGGGACGGCGUACGCCAAGGAAGCAUCGCGGUGGCAAGCGUCGCAGGCGGUCCCCGUGGCGUCGUGGCCGUGCUGGUCGUGGAGGAGGCGGUGGUGGUGGCGGAGGAGGAGGAGGCAAGUCCGACAAGAAGGUUCAACUCUCGGAGGAUAACUCGGCCCACAUGGAGGAACGCAACGGGCGCGACAUCCGCGUCGUCGCCGGCAUGGUGGACUACAAGAACCGUCCGUACCCGACGUCGUUCAUCAAGCGAAAUGCUCCUCCCGGAGGAGGAGGUGGAGGCAGUGGUGAAUCUGCGGCAAACCGUCGCCGUAACCGGUCCCGUUCGCCGCUGCCCUUCCGCAACAAGCGUAGAUCGCGUUCGCGCAGCCCGCUGCCCUUCAGAAGACGCUCCCGCUCACGGAGUCCACUCCCGCUGCGGCGUCGGUCACGCUCCCGCAGUCCGCUCCCAUUUAGACGGGUGUCGCGCUCGCGAAGCCCCCUCCCGCUGCGCCGUCGCGAUUCACGCUCGUUGAGUCCGGUUCGUCACCGCCAGCGGUCCUACUCGCCCGAACCCAUCGCCCCCAGACGUAACCUGUCGCCGUCCCCGGGACCGGCGUCUCGCCACUCGAGAAGGCGCAGCCGCGAUUACUCCGGCGCGGAAUCGUCCGACGGGUACGACCGGCGUCGAAAGGACUCGGAACGCCGCCGCCGAAGCAGCAGCAGCGGCAAGAAAAAGUCCAAACCCAGCAGCAGCAGCAAACGGUACUCGUCCGGGUCGGAGUCCGACGGGAGCGGCGGAUCGGACCGGCACCGCAGACACAAGAGCAAGAAAAGCAAGAAGGACCGCAAGUGAAUCGCGAUGAAGUUUAGAAUUUUGCCUGUUUUUUUUUAUUACCAUCGGGAAGCGGCAUUCGGCCGGGGGAGGACAAAACUUCGGCUGGCUAUAUAAAACCGACUUCUCGACUAGGAUGAACUUAACACUUGAACACACACAUACAGACAUGAUUGAAUUAUGAACAUUUCACUGGAGAAAACAAAAAAAAAAUCUUAGAUGUAAAACCUUAAACAACGAUGUGUACGAUAAAAAGCAACUGCGAUUGUGCAAAAAAUAUCCCGCGAGUGUGUUUAGUUGUUUUUAUUUGAAUAUAGAUUUGAUAAUCCUUUCUCUCUGCCAUCGAA
This is a messenger RNA of Culex quinquefasciatus (southern house mosquito), 2524 nucleotides long. RefSeq names its product peptidyl-prolyl cis-trans isomerase sig-7. The transcript has a single exon. Gene Ontology annotation, molecular function: RNA binding; peptidyl-prolyl cis-trans isomerase activity. Gene Ontology annotation, cellular component: nucleus. NCBI's taxonomy places the organism in Eukaryota, Metazoa, Arthropoda, Insecta, Diptera, Culicidae. The coding region runs from base 180 to 2198 and encodes 672 amino acids. Gene Ontology annotation, biological process: protein peptidyl-prolyl isomerization. The record is from RefSeq and is a predicted model, not a curated record.